This is a messenger RNA of Magnusiomyces paraingens, 1563 nucleotides long. RefSeq lists its product as uncharacterized. Gene Ontology annotation, molecular function: heme binding; iron ion binding; oxidoreductase activity, acting on paired donors, with incorporation or reduction of molecular oxygen, reduced flavin or flavoprotein as one donor, and incorporation of one atom of oxygen. The record is from RefSeq and is a predicted model, not a curated record. Bases 1 to 1563 code for a protein of 520 amino acids. The transcript has a single exon. NCBI's taxonomy places the organism in Eukaryota, Fungi, Ascomycota, Dipodascomycetes, Dipodascales, Dipodascaceae.
AUGUCUCUUAAUAUAAUUGUCCUGACGGCUCUAGCAGGGCCUCUUCUUAUUAUUGUUCUUCUAAUAGUAAUACCACUGUACCAGGAUGCAAAGUAUAGGUUCCAGGUCUGGCGACAGCGUGGAUCUGCAUCACCUCCAGGAAUCCCCAUGACUUCCUACUCGUUUCCAUUUGGAAUUCCCUUUUUGCUUAACAUCAUUAAGUUAUCUAAUGAUAAGUCAAUUCUAUCCUACUUUCUUGUAUUGUGGGAAAAACGUAAACGAACCACUGUUCGGCAACAAGUCUUUGGCCAGUUUAACAUUGUUACCAACGACCCAGAAAAUAUCAAAUCCGUACUCUCUGUCAACUUUAAGGAUUAUGAGUUUGGAGUUAGACACGGUGCAUUUGCACCGCUUCUUGGUGACGGCAUUUUCACGUUAGAUGGUGCUGGGUGGAAACACUCGCGUGCCAUGUUGCGGCCACAGUUUAGACGGCAACAGAUUGCACAGUUGGGAUCUAUUGAGCGUAAUGUGGGGUCCUUGAUUUCUAUUUUGAAAGCUGCACCGGGGGAAAUAGUGGAUCUACAAGCAUUAUUUUUCCAAUUAACAAUUGAUACUGCCACAGAGUUUCUUUUUGGAGAAAGUGUACAAACAUUAUCUGGGGGGAACCCUAAGAUUGCUCAUGCAAGGGAAUUUGGCGAAGCAUUUAACGCGGCACAAGCCGUACUUUUACAGCGGGUUCGACUUAACUCGUUUUACUCGACAGUGAAUCCUAAGGAGUUCCAACAAUGGUGUGCAACAUGCAAAACGUUUACGGAUUCCUAUGUUCAAAUGGCUUUGGGAAGGGCUGCCAAGUUAGAAAAGGAAACUGAUUCAGAUAACUAUGUGUUUUUGGAUCAGCUGGUUAAAGAAACCAGAGAUCCUCAGGUCCUCAGAGACCAAGCGUUGAAUAUUUUACUUGCUGGGAGAGAUACAACAGCCUCAUUGCUUUCUUGGAUUUUCUACAAUUUGGCCAUAUACCCAGAAAUCUUUGCCAAAUUACGUGCUGAGAUUCUUGCUCAGUUUGGCGAUACCCCAGCCUCCAUCACUUUUGAAUCGCUCAAGCAGUGCACGUAUCUGCGGUAUGUUAUUAAUGAGACUCUUAGGCUAUUCCCGAUUGUGCCUGGAAAUGGACGCACAGCUAUCCGUGACACGUAUCUCCCCCGUGGAGGAGUUGAUCCGGCUAACCCGGACGAUUAUUUUGGGAGCAGACCCGUGUUUGUACCCAAGGGCACUACAGUGGGGUACAGUGUGUAUAUGUUGCACCAUAACCCGUAUUUUUGGGGGAUUGAUGCGGCUGAGUUUCGACCUGAACGGUGGUCGGAGCCUCGACCCAAUGCACACUCGUGGGAUUAUUUACCGUUUAACGGUGGUCCGCGGAUUUGUUUGGGCCAGCAGUUUGCACUGACGGAGGCAGCAUAUGUUGUGGUGAGGCUGUUGCAGACGUUUGGUGAGAUUAGAGGGGCCGAAGGUCUUACAGUGCCUCCGAAACCCGAAACUCAGCUGACAAUGAAUGUGUAUGGAGGGGUUCCGUUAGCGUUGGUUUAA